Molecule: messenger RNA, 870 nt
Organism: Kuraishia capsulata CBS 1993
Lineage: Eukaryota; Fungi; Ascomycota; Pichiomycetes; Pichiales; Pichiaceae
Exons: 1
Coding region: 1-870 (289 amino acids)
Source: RefSeq, a predicted model, not a curated record
AUGCCACUCAUACUACUGUCUGGUUUCCCUUCCUCGGGGAAAACGACCUGGGCCAAUAAACUCGCGGACCAGAUGCGCGAGAGAAUCUCAUCGUUAUCGCCAGGCGAACCAGGCUCGAAUCUCAAAGUCAUCCUCCACAACGACGAAUCCUUGGGGAUCAAACACGAAGAUUACAUUGAGUCCAGACACGAGAAGGCUGCCAGAGGCACCCAGAUUUCUGCCGUGAAACGUGAUCUUUCCAAAAACAACGUGAUCAUACUGGAUUCGAUGGCCUACAUCAAAGGAUUCAGAUACCAGCUGCACUGCGAGUCGAAGGCCUUGUCUACCUCUCAUUGUGUGAUACAUGUGCUCGCACCGACAGAAAUAUGUUUUCAAUGGAAUUCUGCAAGACCGGCCGCCGAGAGAUGGGACGAGGAUUUGCUCAAGUCCUUGAUCAUGAGAUACGAGGAACCGGAUGCCCGCAACAGAUGGGACUCGCCUCUUAUCGGGGUGGCCUACGAUGACCAGAAUCUGCCCUUUGAAGAGAUCUGGGAGUCUGUGGCUCUCAAGAAGGGACUGAGACCCAAUAAUGCCACUGUGCUGAAGCCUGCGUCUUCCAUGUCGUUUCUGCAAGAGUUGGACCAACUGACCUCCAGUGUGGUGAAUAAGGUGGUCCAGCAUCAGCAGCAGCAGAUUGGUGGGCAGGAUGUUCCAAUCGACAAGGAUCUUUAUGUGCAUCUUCCGCAGAUGCAAACCGUUUCAAUUGCACAGCUUCAGAGGAUACGGAGGACUUAUGUGACGUUGAACAGAAUGAGGACGGUUGAUACCACCAGAAUCACACCUCUGUUUGUGGAGUACUUGAAUAAUAGUUUAGAGUCGUCAGAAAGCUGA